Messenger RNA from Gryllus bimaculatus (two-spotted cricket), 411 nucleotides. Lineage: Eukaryota; Metazoa; Arthropoda; Insecta; Orthoptera; Gryllidae. The record is from the annotation of a GenBank genome assembly.
AUGCCAAUUGAAUUAAAUAUCAAGAAAUUGAACACAGUUGCAUAUGUGGAAAUAUUUGUCAGUCUAAAUAACAUUGUCAAGUUUUCAGUAAAAAGGAGAAAUACAAUGGGAGUGAAGGGAAAUAUAAUUUUAUUAUUUCAUAAAGUUGAAAAUACUGAAGAUACUCCCACUUUGAAACUUGGGUUGGCAGAAACAUUGGAUCCUGGGAUCCAGAAAGAAAUUAUUUUCACUCUUCAAGCAAUGAGAUCUAAGAAAAAUGGGAUGUUUGUAUGGAUCUACUUUGCUAUUAUUAAAACUAAAAGUAAAUUUACAAAAAUAUUCUUCAAUACUGUAUUAACAAUGAACCUAAUUAGGAAAUUUGAAAGAAGCAAUUAUUGUCAUAAUCUUAUUAUUAUUAUUAUUACAUUUUAG